This is a messenger RNA of Saccharomyces cerevisiae S288C, 348 nucleotides long. It is a transcript of the gene LSM7, whose product is annotated as Sm-like protein LSM7. The record is from RefSeq and is marked reviewed. Gene Ontology annotation, molecular function: RNA binding. Gene Ontology annotation, biological process: mRNA splicing, via spliceosome; nuclear-transcribed mRNA catabolic process. Gene Ontology annotation, cellular component: protein-containing complex; nucleolus; nucleus. Bases 1 to 348 code for a protein of 115 amino acids. NCBI's taxonomy places the organism in Eukaryota, Fungi, Ascomycota, Saccharomycetes, Saccharomycetales, Saccharomycetaceae. The transcript has 2 exons.
AUGCAUCAGCAACACUCCAAAUCAGAGAACAAACCACAACAGCAAAGGAAAAAAUUCGAAGGCCCUAAAAGAGAAGCUAUUCUGGAUUUAGCGAAGUAUAAAGAUUCUAAAAUUCGCGUCAAAUUAAUGGGUGGUAAAUUAGUUAUAGGUGUCCUAAAAGGCUAUGAUCAACUGAUGAACUUGGUACUUGAUGAUACAGUAGAAUAUAUGUCUAAUCCUGAUGAUGAAAACAACACUGAACUGAUUUCUAAAAACGCAAGAAAGCUAGGUUUGACCGUCAUAAGAGGUACUAUUUUGGUCUCUUUAAGUUCCGCCGAAGGUUCUGAUGUACUAUAUAUGCAAAAAUAG